Messenger RNA from Paramormyrops kingsleyae, 1883 nucleotides. Its product is annotated as non-selective voltage-gated ion channel VDAC2. Lineage: Eukaryota; Metazoa; Chordata; Actinopteri; Osteoglossiformes; Mormyridae. Gene Ontology annotation, cellular component: mitochondrial outer membrane. The record is from RefSeq and is a predicted model, not a curated record. Gene Ontology annotation, biological process: monoatomic anion transmembrane transport. Gene Ontology annotation, molecular function: voltage-gated monoatomic anion channel activity.
UCCUAUCGGUGAGGCUGUGAGGGUUUGUGUUGUACUGCGGUGUCUCCUUCACUUCGCCCUCCAGCCGGAGAGAUUUGUCGUCACUGUGGGACGCCAUAGUCAACCAAAAGAGUACAACUUUGCACUGCAUUACAUUUCCACUUCAUCUUUUACCCGUAGCAUGGCUGUUCCUCCAUCGUAUAGUGACCUCGGCAAAUCUGCCAAAGACAUCUUCAGCAAAGGAUAUGGUUUUGGUGUUGUGAAGCUUGAUGUAAAAACCAAAUCUUCAAGUGGAGUGGAAUUCAAAACAUCUGGUUCCUCCAACACUGACACCAGUAAAGUUAAUGGAAGCCUUGAAACCAAAUACAAGUGGUCAGAGUAUGGACUGACCUUUACAGAGAAAUGGAAUACCGACAAUACCCUCGGAACAGAAAUUACCAUUGAAGAUCAGAUUGCCAAAGGCGUGAAACUGACUUUCGACACAACAUUCUCACCAAACACUGGCAAGAAAAGUGGGAAGGUGAAGACAGCGUACAAGCGUGAAUAUGUCAACCUCGGCUGUGAUGUUGACUUUGACUUUGCUGGUCCAGCCAUUCAUGGUGCCGCUGUGGUCGGCUAUGAAGGAUGGCUUGCUGGCUACCAAAUGACCUUUGACACGGCCAAAUCUAAAAUGACCCAGAACAACUUUGCUGUUGGUUACAAGACUGAGGAUUUCCAGCUGCAUACCAAUGUUAAUGACGGCACAGAGUUCGGCGGCUCGAUUUGCCAGAAAGUGAGCGACAAACUGGAAACUGCCGUCAACCUGGCAUGGACCGCGGGCAGCAACAGCACACGCUUCGGCAUUGCGGCCAAGUACCAGCUAGACAGGAGCUCCUCCAUCAGCGCUAAAGUGAAUAACGCCAGCCUAGUUGGAGUUGGAUACAGUCAAACCCUGCGGCCAGGUGUGAAGCUGAACUUGUCUGCCCUGAUCGAUGGGAAAAGCAUCAAUGCUGGUGGUCACAAGCUGGGGCUGGGUUUGGAGCUUGAAGCUUAAGGGUCUGCUGAGGCUAAUGUCAGUGAAGGGGAAUAUCUGAAGAAUUCGGCCUUAACUUCAUUUCCAACUUGACCAGCAUGGGAUUUCCUCCAAGGGCUGUUGCAGCACCGAGAUGCGUGACCCUGUAGUACUGUUAGAUAGCUGCCUGUGAGCUGAUCUCCACACAUUUGGUCUGUGUUUAUAGAUGCAGCAGAGUUGUGAUAGGGUGAUAAUUUGCACCCCUGAGAGUAACCCAGAUUACAUCCCCUACCCUCCAAAUGAAAUGCACUUGUAUGAAAUGUUGACACCUGUACAUGGUUUUGCUUGUUUCCAAAACUUUGUGGAAUCGAUGUUGGUUAUGGACUGGGGCCUGACUGCUGUCUAAUAAUACUACAGUGCUCUUAAUGUGGCCCCCGGUUGUUUAAGAACUGGAAUGUAAACCUCAAUGUUAUGAAGCACUCCUACAAUUGUGUAUUUGUUUACACACAGGUCCUGCGUUAAGUGUGUGUGUGUGUGUGUAUGUAUGGGCAUUUUUUAUUUUUUUUGGUUCUGUUAAUCUCCAUACUUGCUACACUUCAUUCUGAUGGGUAGUUCAUAUACCUAAUCCCUCCCCAAAUUUUGUUUGUGGGGGUUGCUAUUUAUUUAAGUAGGGUGCUUAUUUCUGGAACUGGUGAGUUUGCCUUCACAAAUUAAAUUGAGUUUAUGUUCUAUGCAAAAAAAAUAAUUUCUGGUACACAGCGAUGCCCUGAUGGCACUUGUGGAAUUCUGUACUAGAUUGGUCAGUGUCUCUCCACCAACAUGUCAUUGACAGGUUAAGAUGUUGCUGGCAAACUUCGGACGUCCUCUUAUGUCCUCUUAAGCUUUUGAAUAAAGACUUUGACGUCAAACCCAA